ACCAGUUGGUUCUUGCUUAGUGCUGUGUGGCGAUAGGAGCAGAGACAAAACAGGAAAGUAGGCCUAAGGAUCCUUUUUCUCCCAAGACUUGGUCUUUUGCUGUUGCAUCUUUUACUUCUACAGCUUCACUCUCUUGCAGCUACUAUGCUCCACCUGACAGCAAUGCGCGUGGGAAGCCUCCUGGCCAGGCGCGCGACAACGGCCUUGACCAGCAGCAGCGCGAGGAUGGCGACUCACGGCCACGGUACCGGAGAGUUGUCUGAGACUGUGGACAUGUCUCAACCAACGUACUGGGAGAGUGUGAUCGUCCCUCUGCCUGACAUACCCUACAAAAAUGAGCUGACUGCUGCUGAUAAGAGCCUGAAACAGAAGGAGAAAGGACCCUGGAGCCAGCUGACCAAAGAGGAGAAGAUUGCCUUGUAUCGGCUAAUGUUCUGUCGAACGUACCCAGAGAUGAGGCGGCCAACAGGAGAGUGGAAGACGGUCAUGGGUGGUAUCCUCUUCUUUUUGGGAUUCACCGGCCUGGUGGUCUGGUGGCAGAGAGCCUAUGUCUACCCCACACCUCCCAGGUCAUUUGAUGAGGAGUGGCAGGCCAAGCAAGUAAAGAGGAUGUUGGACAUGAGGAUCGGCCCCAUCGAGGGCUUAUCUUCUAAGUGGGACUAUGAGAAGGGCCGGUGGAAGUAAAGAGGCAGCUGGACUGUGGCUGAGGCGGUACAAGGCUCGGACCUGCCACCUCAGAGCUUCAUUCUGCUAUGUGAAGCUGCUGUAUUUGCAAUACAACUUUCAAAACCAUUUGCAGAAUGCAGCUUAACCACUACCCGCCUUUCUGGGAUCAUUUAACUCUGUGCCACCUCUGGCCCUCAGCCAACAGCCUCUGCUCCCUCAGCACCUUCUGUCAUGGUGAUAACCGUCCAUCUUUGUGCAACCAUCUAAUAAUAAAGUUUGCUUACGUCUCUUUCCACCUCUUA
Monopterus albus (swamp eel) is the source of this 968-nucleotide messenger RNA. It is a transcript of the gene cox4i2, whose product is annotated as cytochrome c oxidase subunit 4I2. Gene Ontology annotation, cellular component: respiratory chain complex IV. The record is from RefSeq and is a predicted model, not a curated record. Lineage: Eukaryota; Metazoa; Chordata; Actinopteri; Synbranchiformes; Synbranchidae. Bases 145 to 684 code for a protein of 179 amino acids. The transcript has 5 exons. Gene Ontology annotation, biological process: mitochondrial electron transport, cytochrome c to oxygen.